Drosophila pseudoobscura is the source of this 1765-nucleotide messenger RNA. RefSeq names its product UDP-glycosyltransferase family 317 member A1 (gene Ugt317A1). The record is from RefSeq and is a predicted model, not a curated record. The transcript has 4 exons. The coding region runs from base 162 to 1739 and encodes 525 amino acids. NCBI's taxonomy places the organism in Eukaryota, Metazoa, Arthropoda, Insecta, Diptera, Drosophilidae. Gene Ontology annotation, molecular function: UDP-glycosyltransferase activity.
ACAAUCAGUUUUUGUUUGUGUGGAGUCAAGGCGUAUAGAGAUAAUUUCAGUUUGCGUAGGAACUGGGCUCUGGACAGAAGCGGAAGAACUUGCCAGGGAAAUUGCAGUUGGGAUUCGGCUGGAUUUAGCUAUAGUUUCUGUAGAGGUUGAAACAUCUUAGAAUGGAAAUGCAAACUAAGGUGAUCGUGCUCUCCCUGAUCUGUCUGUGCUCCGGCCAAGCAGCCAAGAUUCUUGUGCUCUUCCCACAUGCCAGCGAGAGUCAUUUUGCGGUGAUGCGCACUCUGGUCACGGAGCUGGCCAGCCGGGAACACAAUGUUACGGUAUACACUGGGCACGGUCUGGGAGAGCGCUUGGAGAACGUGUCGGAGACGAUUAUUCCCGAAUAUCCAUUCUGGAGCAACUUGCAAAAGCAUGCAGCACCCAAAGGUAAUCUGGCCGAUCUGGGAAGAUUGUCAGUUCCAACUCUUCGCAAGUCCCUGGCUGUCGUUGGAGCCAACGCCUUGGACCACUUCCUCAGCCAAGAGCCCCUGAAGAAGCUGCUGCAGCAGCCCCCAUUGGACUUCGACUUCGACGUGAUAAUUUUGGACUAUUUCUACACGGAGGCACUACUGGCUCUGGGCCAAUUCCACCAGAAGCCUAUCGUUGGCAUCGUGAGCACGGACUUUGGCAACUACAUGGAGGCAGUACAGGAGUCCAUGGUGCCAGCGGCAUGCUCCCCCAUUGACUUUGAGCAUUAUGUUCCUUCGCUGGGAUUCUCGGCGAGAUUGGGAAACAUCCGGGAGUGCAUCUCGCGCAGGAAGCAGUUCGCAAAGGAUCACUUCGGGGCACAGGAACAGCUCAUAGCUAAGCACUUUAAAGUGAAAUCGACUGUGCCAGAGCUGCAGGCGAAUCAGCUUUCUCUGCUCUUGGUCAACAGCCACGUGCCCCUGAUGACGCCUCGUCCGAGUCUGCAGCACAUUGUGCCCGCCGGUGGCCUUCACAUUCGUGGUCCGCGGGAGCUGCCAUGGAAUAUUAAGAGGUUUCUGGAGGAAGCCCGUGCCGGAGCCAUAUACUUGCAGCUGGGAAACGAACAGCCAUGCGGCGAGCUGCCCAAGUUGAAGUUGGAAGCGCUCUUAGGGUUCUUUGACUCCCGCAAGGAAAGGUUCAUUUGGUCCUGCCACGACGUGAAGACUUUGGACGGUCUGCCCAAGAACGUGAUGAUCCAGCAUGCGGUGCCGCAGAUCGACAUCUUGGCCCAUCCCCGGGUCAACGCCUUCAUUAUGAACGGAGAUCUGCUCAGUCUGCAGGAGGCAAUCGUUAGAAAUGUGCCAACUCUGGGGCUGCCAAUAUUCCAGAACGAGCGGCAAAACAUGGAGCUGGCAGUGAGACUGGGUGUUGGCCUGAAGCUGGAGCAAGAGAAUGUCACGAUUGCGUCCCUGUCCUGGGCGGUAGACAGGCUGCUGCUGGAGCCGCAGUAUCAAAUUACGAUCCGGGCUGUAUCGCUCGAGUUUCGGGACAGACCUCUGGGCGCCCUGGCCAGCGCUAUGUUCUGGGUGAACUAUGUGGCCAGACACAAGGGGGGGGCUGCGAUUAGAACCCGAGGUGUUGGCAUCUCUUCGAAUCAGUUGCACCUUUUCGACCUGUUUUUGUUCUACUUUGGAGUGGCGUUAUUUUUUGUUGGCCUGCUGGUGGGUCUGUGCCUUGUGGCCAUAUUUUUUUGGCAAAAGAAAAUUUCUACCAAGAACACCAAAUUAAAUUAGUCUGAAAUACAGUGUAUUGAACGCCA